Messenger RNA from Centropristis striata (black sea bass), 6640 nucleotides. RefSeq names its product E3 ubiquitin-protein ligase RNF123. Gene Ontology annotation, cellular component: cytoplasm. The transcript has 40 exons. Gene Ontology annotation, molecular function: protein binding; ubiquitin-protein transferase activity. NCBI's taxonomy places the organism in Eukaryota, Metazoa, Chordata, Actinopteri, Perciformes, Serranidae. The coding region runs from base 219 to 4220 and encodes 1333 amino acids. The record is from RefSeq and is a predicted model, not a curated record.
GCCCGCGCUCCGUCCCGUAGAGGCGUUGACUGUUGUGGUAGAAAUGUUGAUUAUCCUGCGGAUAGCAGCCUGAAAACCCUCCGGACCUCCACACCGUCAGCGGCGGACCGGGCGGACCGCGGCCGGAGGCAGCGAGUGACGGCGGGCAGCAGCAGUGCUUGGACCAGGUGCCCCAGGUAUCUCCAGGUGCCCCAGGUGUCUCUGGGUGAGGAGACAGUAUGAGCUCGAAAGGAGGCGGCACCGCUCUGACCCGCAGAAACUACAGACUGGCUUCAGACACAGACAAACCCCGAGCCACAGGUAUCGUGAAUGAGAAGCUGCUGAGCGACUACCUGCAUCAUGUGUUUCCCUCCAGACAGGGACCAGCCCUCGCCUCGCUCAGGAAGCCUCUGGGGUUCCAGGACCUGGGUGCUCACCUGGAGAGACUCCUGUCUGAGGGGGAUGCAGCCGAGGACAGCAGAGCAGACCAGCCUGUGGAGGGGCGUUUGGGUCCUCAGCCGGUGGUCCUGGAUCACACCAGCGGGUUUGAAGGCCUCCUGUUUGUAGACGAUGACCUGCUGGGGGUGAUCGGCCACAGUAACUUCAGCUCCAUCAGAGCCACCACCUGUGUUUAUAAAGGGAAGUGGGCCUACGAGGUCCUGAUCUCCUCUCAGGGUCUGAUGCAGAUCGGCUGGUGUACCCUCAACUGUCGCUUCAACCAGGAGGAGGGAGUCGGGGACACUCCGGACUCGUACGCCUACGAUGGAAACAGAGUGAGGAAGUGGAACGUGACGACCACCAACUAUGGAAAGUCGUGGGCGGCUGGAGACAUCGUCAGCUGUUUGAUCGACCUGGAUGAAGGAACCAUCACGUUCUGUCUGAAUGGUCAGUCUCUGGGCAUGGCGUUCACCAACAUAAAGAUGGGUCCUGGCGUGGCGUACUUCCCGGCCAUCAGCCUGUCCUUCAAAGAGUCGGUGGCCUUUAACUUCGGCAGCAGACCGCUAAGGUACCCUGUGGAUGGCUACCUGCCGCUGCAGAACCCUCCCACCGCUGACCUGCUGAAGGCUCAGCAGCUGCUGGGGUACAUGAAGAACGUCCUGUCCACCACCAUCGACACACAGGAGGAGCGUCUCCUGGAGAAGGAUUGUUCUGUGUGGAGACUUCACGGUGAACCGACCGUCCUCGUCACGCUUGCUCACAUCUUCAACCACUUCGCUCCUCUUAUGUGUAAGGUGUACCUGGUGGAGGACGUGCUGAUGAACUUCUUGUUGGGGAUCCUGGAGGGUGGAGGUUCGGUGGAUGAACAUCCUCUGAUCCAGCAGCUGCUCGACCUCUUCUGGCUGCUGAUGGAGGACUACGAGGUGAGUGAGUGUCUGAAGCAGCUGAUGAUGUCUCUGCUCAGAGCGUAUCGUUUCUCUCCCAUCAUCCCCGACCUCGGCUUCCAGAUCCACUACCUGCGUCUCACCACGGCCAUCCUGCACCACGAGAAGUCCAGGAAGUACCUGCUCAACAACGUACUGUUUGACGUGCUGCGCUCCGUGGUGUUUUUCUACAUAAAGACUCCUCUGCGGGUGAAGGAGGCGGGGCUAGAGGAGCUCAUCCCCACCACCUGGUGGCCCACGCACUUCGACAAGGAGGGUAAAGACGAGCGUGAGCCCAAAGACGAGAGUGCAGACGAGCGUCUGAGACGGCGAGCGUACGAGAGAGGCUGCCUGAGACUGAAGAAGAGGAUCGAAGUGGUUGAAGAGUUGCAGGUUCAGAUCCUGAAGUUGUUGCUGAACAACAAAGACAAAACGACGGGAGAAGCCUCUCGCUACAUUUUCCUCAAUAAGUUCCGAAAGUUUCUCCAGGAGAAUGCGAGCAACAGAGGGCACCCCACUGCUCUGUGUCCUCCUGAGUACAUGGUGUGUUUCCUGCAUCGUCUCAUCACGGCGGUAAGAGCGAGUUGGGACGACGGGAAGAAGAGAGAGAGCAGCACAGGAAGUGAUGAGGCGUACGUCCCCCCUCAGCUUUUCUAUAACGGGAAGGUGGACUACUUUGACCUGCAGAGACUGGGAGGACUGCUGUCCCACCUGAAGAAAACACUCAAAGACGACCUGGCCAGUAAAGCAAACAUCAUCAUCGACCCGGCAGAGAUCAUGGCCACGUCCAUGGACGACCUGGACGAGGACGAGGAGAGCGGCGCUGCUCAGAGGCCGUUUGGCGCGGCGGCGAUGGGCGGAGCUCUGGCGCGGCCCAGCUGGUUGAGUUCUCCGACUCUGGGUCGAGCGAACCGCUUCUUGAGCACAGCCGCCGUCAGCCUGAUGACCCCCAGACGACCUCUGACCCAGCCGGAGAAGGUCAAGGUCCGCACGCUGGCCGUGGAGCAGAGGACCGAGGAGGACAUCGAGGGCAGCCAUGGUAAUGACGGCCUGUUGCUGGGGCGACCGCUGGAGGAGCCGGAGCAGCCAAUCACAGACAAGUCUCUGCUGGAGAUCGUGGACGGGAUCGUGAUGAUGUACAACCUGAGCGUCCACCAGCAGCUGGGCAAGAUGGUGGUGGUGUCCGAUGACGUCCAUGAGUACGCCGUGGCUCUGAAGGACACGGAAGAGAAGAUUGCUCGCUGCCCUGCCAGAAGAGCGGACAUCCUGGAGGAGCUCCAGAAGAGUCAGAAGGUUUUUGCAGAGAAGCUGAACCACCUGUGCAGGAGACUGGCCUGGAUCAACGCCACCAUCUACUCCAAGGAGAAGAUGCUGGACGUGUACUGGCUGCUGUGUGUGUGCAUCCGGACCAUCGAGCACGCUGACAGCACCGGCUCUCUGUUCGCCUUCGCUCCAGAGUUCUACCUGAAUGUGGCAAUGAAUGCAUACAGCGCCCUGAAGAACUACUUCAGCCCCGCCAACAGCAUGGACGAGCUUCCAGGAUAUGAAGACACGCUGACUCAGCUCGCCGCCAUCCUCGCCAAACACUUUGCUGAUCCACGAAUAGUAGGAACAGAUAUCAAAGACUCUCUGAUGCAGGCACUUGCUAGCUACGUCUGCUACCCACAAUCCCUCAGGGCGGUGGAGAGGAUCCCCGAGGACCAGCGUGUGGCCAUGAUGAGGAACCUGCUGGCUCCGUACGAGCAGAGACCCUGGGCCCAGACCAACUGGAUCCUGGUCCGUCUCUGGAGGGGUUGUGGUUUCGGCUACAGAUACACUCGUCUUCCUCACCUGCUGAAAACCAAACCUGAGGACGCCAACCUGCCCAGCCUGCAGAAGCCGUGUCCGUCCCUGCUGCUGCAGAGACACAUGGCGGAGCUUCUGAGGACGGACAAAGACAUGGCGGCGUCGUUCCUGAACAGCGUCCUGAACCAGCUGAACUGGGCCUUCUCUGAGUUCAUCGGCAUGAUCCAGGAGAUCCAGCAGGCGGCUGAGCGUCCUGAGAGGAACUUUGUGGACACUCGUCAGCUGAAGGUGUGUGCCACCUGCUUCGACCUGUCCGUGAGCCUGCUGCGGGUCCUGGAGAUGACUGUCACUCUGGUUCCAGAGAUCUUCCUCGACUGGUCCAGACCCUCUGCAGAGCUGCUGCUCAGAAGACUCGCUCAGCUGUUGAACCAGGUGUUAAACAGAGUGACAGCUGAGAAGAACCUGUUCGACCGAGUUGUCAACCUGAGACUGCCAGGUCUGGAGAGUGUGGACCACUACCCCAUCCUGGUGGCUGUUACAGGGAUCCUGGUCCGGAUCCUGGUGGACGGGGAUAGACAGGGGGUUUCUCGUGCUGCCUCCGUGUUGCUGUCUGAUCCGUGUUUUCAGCUGCACUCCAUCCAGCACCUAUUGGGAGAGGGUGGAGACUCAUCCAGCACCGCCACAGCUGCUGCCCCCGUCGCCCCCGCAGCCCGGCCGGUGGUCGGCACUCUGGGUUCGGCCGUGGCGCCCGCGAUCCCGUCGGCUACUGGAAACGCCGGAUCUACUGACCGCAAACACUUCUCCCUGCACGCAUACACCGACUACAUCAGUGAGGAGGAGAAGCAGAAGGUGGAGCUGAUGUUGACGUUUCUCACUGAAGAAUCCAAACAAGCUGCAGCGAGUACAGCACCGACCAGUGAAGAAGACCUCUGCCCCAUCUGCUAUGCCCACUCCAUCUCCGCCAUCUUCAAGCCCUGCUCACACAAGUCCUGCAAAGCCUGUAUCAACCAGCACCUGAUGAACAACAAGGACUGCUUCUUCUGCAAAGCCACCAUCACCGGGGUCGAAGACUACAGCAAGCCCACCACCUCCUAACACACACACACACACAUACAUAUACAUGCACACACAGACACAGACACACACACAUGCACACACACACACACAGACACGGAUAUACCGGGGUUUAAAAAAACCCAGUCAUGAUGUAGACAGAUGACAGCACACUGGGGACUCGGUGUACAGCAGGAUAGUCACACACACACACACACACACACUGAGCCGAGGCCGCCGCCAACAUAAAACACAGAGUCCUCGAUGGAGGACAGCAGCGUCCUUCAGUGUGAGAACCUGCUGUCACAUUAGCACAACAACUCACCUCUACCUGUCAGUGCAGGUACAACACACACACACACACAAACCCACGCACACACACUAUCAGGUGGCAGGUGUGCAGCAGAUAUCGACUUUACCUCGUUGGAGACACUUAAACACCAAGUCACAGGCAGGGAAUAAUGUGAAACUUGUACCUCAGCUGGACGGAUUCAGAGACACACAACCAUUCACAGACACACAACCAUUCACAGACACACAACCAUUCACGGACACACGACCAUUCAGAGACACACAAUGGCCACAAAGAGGCCAGAAACAAGGAUACUCAAAAUUACUGCAGGGUUCUAAAGACAACCACAAAGAUACACAACCCCACCACAAAGAGACACAAGACUACCACAAAGACACACAAAAAAAACACAAAAGACACAAGACACCCACAAAGAGACACAAGACGACCACAAAAAGACACAAGACGGCCACAAAAAGACACAAGACGACCACAAAGAGACACAAGACGGCCACAGCAUCACUGACACAUUCACUCAGACGUGUCAGGGACACUGCACAGGAUUCAGCAUACAGAAGCAGAUUCAAAGAGACAAAAAACAACCACAAAGAGCUAAAAUUACCCCAAACCACCAUUAAGAGACACAGCAAUGACCACAGAGAGAUCCAAACAGAAAGAAACUUCUGACAUCAGAGAGAUUCAAAACGACUGCAAAGAGACAGCAUUCUAUAGUAGCUUCACGUCUUUCUGAGUCUCAGAGUCCGUCCAGACAUCGCUACUUUCACACCAACGUACUGUAAACACAUCACACACUUUUUCUACCGUCAGCGGCGCAGGAGGAGCUAACAGCCAUCAGCACACACACGCAGACACAGACACACACACACACACACACACACACACACACACACACACAGAGUCACUAAUGUUGGGUUGGACAGAUAAAUGUGGUUUGUUGACGAGCUUCCCUGUGCAAAUCAGAAACUUCGUUCAGAAAGUUCGGAGAGACUUGCAGCACUUUUGUACGAUCUGAGGGGACAGUUCACUCCUUCACUCUGUGAUCUGUGAGAAGCUCCUGGAGGAACCUGCAGAUCGUCUUCUUUAAGAAUGUUUAAGCUUCAUCUCACAAUAAUGACAACAUCAGUUUCAAGUAUUUGUACUUUGUAUAUUUCCAGAUGGAUCCGUCUGUUUUUCGCUUCGUGUCCUGCAUGUUUAUAUCCUGAUUGUGGUUAUUUUAAUUUCUGGUCCAGUUCUCCUCCAUAAAUCGUCUGUCUUUGAAUGUUUAAAGUAUAAAAGGAAAAAAGGAAAUUUAAUUUUUUAAAUUACAAAUUUUUUAAAUUCUGUAUCAAUUAAGUUUUUUUUCUUUCCUGUUUUUCAUUUAACAUUUUCCUUCGAAUUUUUGAAGCGGUACAGAAUUCCUGAUAUUCAUUUCAAUAUCCAGUUUCCUUCUUUUGUUUCUGUUUUUUGUUUUAUUAUCUAAGUUUACUGACAAAGUUUACUUCAUAUCUUGUUUGGUUUUCUUCCCAAAUGCUUUCUCAUUUUGGUUUUAACCCCACAGUGACAGAUAACUAAACGUAAUUUUAAUUUUGGGUGAAAUGAGUCUAAAAUGUCUCUCAGUUUAUAUUUUGUCUUGUUUUUAGAAUAUUAAUUGCAAAUAUGUUUCAUUUGUUCUUUGCUUGUUUGUUUAUAUCAUCCAAAGCAUAAUAAUACUAAUACUAAUAAUUAUAAUAAUAAUGAUAAUAAUCUGAAGCCCAGAAGAGAAAAUGUUCUAGUUUCCAUGGUGUUAAACUGAGGUAUGGUUAAUGAUGUUUCAUGUAAAUGAUGAAAGCUGUGAGUUUAAUCUUAAGGGCUUCUGACGGGGAAUGUUGAUGGUCAACAUGUUUUAAGUUGUGAAAGUCUGUCUGUGUGUUUCCUCACUCUAUAAACUGAUCUCGGUUCUCAUAUCUGACGCAUGUAUUUGAGUGAACAGAGUGUUUGUUGUGCAGGUUUACAGAGAGCUUCGUGGAGUUGGUGAAAGAUCUUAAAGGCUGCAAGCAGGAAAAUUACACCAACUGUUUGUUUACCCAUUUAUCUUAUUGGGGGGAACAACAUGCUUUCUAUUUCUUUUUUGUGAGUGAGAGUGCACAUAUAUCAAAAAUGUAACUGCAUUAAAUUAUUUAUCCCAAUCUGA